Molecule: messenger RNA, 935 nt
Organism: Magnolia sinica
Lineage: Eukaryota; Viridiplantae; Streptophyta; Magnoliopsida; Magnoliales; Magnoliaceae
Product: SKP1-like protein 1B
Exons: 2
Coding region: 124-579 (151 amino acids)
Biological process (GO): SCF-dependent proteasomal ubiquitin-dependent protein catabolic process
Cellular component (GO): cytoplasm; nucleus
Molecular function (GO): cullin family protein binding
Source: RefSeq, a predicted model, not a curated record
GAAGUCGGUUCGAGUUUUGAGAUUCCUAGCUAACAACGUAAGAUAGCUUUUGAAGUCGGUUCGAGUUUUGGGGUCACAGGUAGAGUUUCGGACUGAUUCAAGGUUAGCACAGGGUUCAUAUCGAUGGCUUCGAAGAAGGUGACCCUGAAGAGCUCAGACGGUGAGGAGUUCGUGAUCGAUGAGGGAGUGGCCCUUCAAUCACAGACGAUCAAGCACAUGAUCGAGGACGACUGCACGGAAAACGGCAUCCCACUCCCCAACGUUACAAGCAAGAUCCUCUCGAAGGUCGUCGAGUACUGCAAGAAGCACGUCGAGUCAGCUGACCGCUCCAGCGACGACGAGCUCAAGGCCUGGGAUGCAGAUUUCGUCAAGGUCGAUCAGGCGACGCUCUUCGAUCUUAUCCUGGCAGCAAACUAUAUGAACAUAAAGAGCUUGUUCGACCUAACUUGCCAAACAGUGGCUAACAUAGUAAGAGGAAAGACUACUGAAGAGAUCCGUGAGAAAUUCAACAUCGAGAACGAUUUCACCCCUGAGGAAGAGGAAGAGGUUCGACGAGAGAAUCAAUGGGCUUUUGAGUAAAUGAUACCUCUGACCACCGCUUACCAAUUGUUGAUCAUACAUAUACUUGGAGGUGGCGGUGGUUGUAUGUACAGAGUCAUUAAAUUAGUAGGGUUGGUUGAGUUUUUAAUUGUAUAGAGGGGUUGGUUGCAUGAAGACUAUAUGGAUAGUCGCUUUCAACCUCAGAUUUGCUUUCUUUCCUUUUUAAUCAUUUGCAUUGCUUUCUAAUCUUCCAUGCGUGGGAUUCUUUUCCUUUUUGGUUUUAUUUUUUAAAGAAUGUAAAAGAGAGAAAUAAAAGAGAAGAAGACCACAAAGCUGGAAUUCAACCUGAUGUAUGGGCCAAAAAUCUGAAAAUCUAAAAAGUUAACUUACUUUUA